CUUCCAGCGCGAGCAGGCGGCGCGCUCCGGAGGGAGAGCUGGGGCUGGAGGUUCCUACCCCCUCGGCGGCCCGCAUCUGCCCCCGCGCUCCCGCCCUGAGCCCGCCCCGACUGGGCAGGCGGGGGCGCCCCUACUUCUCUCCCCCCGGGCGGGGGAGCCGGGGGGCAGCGCCGGAGCCCGGGGGGAGCUCAGCCCCGCCGACCGGCCGGCCAGGGCAGGGGGCAGCUAGGACGGCCCCGGUCCAGGUGGAGGCCGCAGAGGGCCCAGGGCAAGCAGAGGCAGCAAUGGUUGGUCCUGACGGUGGCUGAGCCCCCAGCCCCUGGAAUAUGCAGCCCGGGGGAGCCCCAGACAGCGGCAAGGACGAGGUGGCGGAGUGGGGCGGGAGGCAUGGUCUCCACCUACCGGGUGGCCGUGCUGGGGGCGCGAGGUGUGGGCAAGAGUGCCAUCGUGCGCCAGUUCUUGUACAACGAGUUCAGCGAGGUCUGCGUCCCCACCACCGCCCGCCGCCUUUACCUGCCUGCUGUCGUCAUGAACGGCCACGUGCACGACCUCCAGAUCCUCGACUUUCCACCCAUCAGCGCCUUCCCUGUCAAUACGCUCCAGGAGUGGGCAGACGCCUGCUGCAGGGGACUCCGGAGUGUCCACGCCUACAUCCUGGUCUACGACAUCUGCUGCUUUGACAGCUUUGAGUACGUCAAGACCAUCCGCCAGCAGAUCCUGGAGACGAGGGUGAUCGGAACCUCAGAGACGCCCAUCAUCAUCGUGGGCAACAAGCGGGACCUGCAGCGCGGACGCGUGAUCCCGCGCUGGAACGUGUCGCACCUGGUACGCAAGACCUGGAAGUGCGGCUACGUGGAAUGCUCGGCCAAGUACAACUGGCACAUCCUGCUGCUCUUCAGCGAGCUGCUCAAGAGCGUCGGCUGCGCCCGUUGCAAGCACGUGCACGCUGCCCUGCGCUUCCAGGGCGCGCUGCGCCGCAACCGCUGCGCCAUCAUGUGACGCCUGCGCGCCCCUCGGGCUGCGCCGGCACUGGCCGAGCGGAGGGCGGGGCCGUACUGCGGGGCUGGGGCGGGGAGCGGGCGGGAAAUGGAACUGUGACGGUCCCGGCCUGAGGCCCCUGCAGCCACGCAUCUCCCGGUGAGAAGCAGAGCGCGAGAGGGAGCCCUCCGUAACUGCCCAGCCCUGCCCCUUGCCCCCGUGGCUUCCUGGGACAGCCGCCUUCAGUGCUGUGUUUAGUGCAGUGCCCGGCCCGACCCGCGGGGGUGCCACAGCCUUUUGGGAUGGGGGUGAGCGUGCAAUGGAGGCUGGGGGUGGCGAGGUGCCGCCUUGGCCGGGCCCCCACCUGUCUUCUCCAGAAUGUGUCUGUCUUUGCCUGGUGUCUUCCUUUCCCGUGUCCGCCCACCCCAGCGUCUGUUGGUACUUACCUGUCUCACCUACCCUCCAGUCCCCUCCCAGCUCCGCUCACAGGGCUCUCAUUUCGUCCAUCCCCUUGUCGCAGAUCCUGGCAGCUUCUUUGUGAGGCCAGGCCUUCUGACUGUCAGCACCACCGGCACAGGGCAGAGAUGCGGGUGGCCCAAGGACCACGAUCAAGGGGUCCGGGGGACCGAGGUCCCAGAUCAGUGAGGGGAGAAGGUUGAGCUCUCCGGCUUCCAGGGAGACCUCCCCGCCCAGCAGCCCCCAGAGACACAACAACCUACCUUCCAGCCUUAACUCGAUGGUCCGUCCCUGCCAGGUGCCCCUCACUCUUCCUGACCCCAAAGCCAGAUCACCCCCUGGGUUAAAACUUUUUUUUUUUUUUUUUUUUGGACAGAGUGUGGAAAGGGAGCCCCCCAAAGGAUAGCUUCUUUUUCAUGAUGCCAGGCUCCAGUCCUUUAUUCCCUUCUGCAUACUGCAAUCUGAUCUGUCAGACUGGGGAAUGUUGGGUUCUGGGGUCUGGUCGUGGAAGGGGGUUAGGUUGUCCCAGUGAAAAUUCUGUUGCCCCGUCUCAACCCCAUCUGACUACCCCAGACUCUGCCUGCCUCAGAUCUCAGACUAUCCUGAUUAAUCUGGGGAAGAACAGAGCCAGGGAAAGAAUGGUGGGGACCCCUGUACUUGGGGGAGACACACCUGCAUCUUCCUCCUGCCACAGAUGGAGGCCCUCAGGAUCUGACACCCUCUUGUCCCAACACCAGUCAGCCCUAUACCCUAACUCACUCCACCCCAUUUUCUCCGGCUGCCUGGCCGGGUUUCUACCUCUCGUCACCGGAGCUGAUCACUGUCAGUUUUGUACCGAUUUAGAAAUAACAAUAAUAAUGAAGAUUCUAGGAAUGGCAUGAGGGAUUGAUGGAUGGGGGACUUGGAGGGAGGGACAAGUGGUGCCCUGUCCCCUGCUCCCCUGGCCAAAGAAAGCUGUCCUUGAGGCUGAGCCCUCAGCCCUGGCCUGGUGGGGGGACAGCAAGGUCCCUUGUUAUAAGAGGGGCAGAGAGGACAACUCCGCUUUGGCCAACCUAGCCAAGGCUGCAGCAUAUAGACCAGGAAAUCAGGUAGCCCAGAGUGGUGAUGGAGCAGAGUCUGGGGGAAGGGUCGUGGGUGGGGAAUUUAUCACCAACAUCCAUUGUAGGGGGAAUCUAUGAUUCUGCUUCCCCAGCGGAUUCCCACUCUGUCCACCAAGUGGGGGGUAGCACAGCCUCACAGCAACCGCCCUGACCUUGGGCAGUCUAGUGUUCCUGCAUUCUAGUCCCUGCUGUGCUGCAGGACUUUGGGCAAGUGACCUGCCCUCUGUGAGCCUCCCUCUGACACAGAGGAGGUGGCUCCCCUUCCCCACACCUUAGAGUGGCUGGGAGGGUAACAAAGAGGGCCUGCCCCUUUAGUCUCCUGCACCCCUGCCCCCUGGUUCACCAGAGGGAGCGGAUGAAGGAUGGCAGCAUCUCACAUGCCCCAUCACCAACUCUGAGGCACCUGGGGUGGGGGGGCGGGGCCCAGGCCUCUGGCUGCUCCCCUGUGGGAGCCAUUGGAAUGUAUCCCCUGACAGGCCCCCUUCCGCCUCCACCUCAACCCAGGUCUUGGAUUUCAGGUCCCUCCACCCCCAUUCUGAGUCUCUGUCCUUCUCCUUCCACCCCCUCCCAGGGUUUCCCACCACAGGGUCUGGAAGUGUGUGUGACGCCCAUUGAGCUGUUACCCGAAGUCAGAUUAAAAAUCAGGGAGUGUUUUCCCUCGUUUCUGUA
Messenger RNA from Gorilla gorilla gorilla (western lowland gorilla), 3203 nucleotides. RefSeq names its product RAS like family 10 member B (gene RASL10B). The record is from RefSeq and is a predicted model, not a curated record. The coding region runs from base 388 to 999 and encodes 203 amino acids. Gene Ontology annotation, molecular function: GTP binding; GTPase activity. Lineage: Eukaryota; Metazoa; Chordata; Mammalia; Primates; Hominidae. The transcript has 4 exons.